Messenger RNA from Uloborus diversus, 2223 nucleotides. RefSeq lists its product as uncharacterized. The record is from RefSeq and is a predicted model, not a curated record. Lineage: Eukaryota; Metazoa; Arthropoda; Arachnida; Araneae; Uloboridae. Bases 1 to 2223 code for a protein of 740 amino acids. The transcript has 3 exons.
AUGGUAACUGUCAUAGAAAGAGUUCCAACUGUGAUAAACCGUCAAAGAGGAAUUCUCAAAGGAAGAGUUACAAGAAUUGAAAAUUUCCUAAAUACCGUUCAGUUGGAAGAAGAAACGGAAGUUCAACUGACAGUUAAAUUAGAAGCCCUAAAAGAAAUUCUAAGAGAUUUGAAGACCCUUCAAACAGAGGUACUUGGACUACCGGAUAACGUUGACAUAACGGAAAACCUUCAGGCAUUUGAAGAAAUUGAAAUUUCGAUUGAGAAUGCAGAGGUUGAUAAAGAAUCUUCUAAACAGUAUCAAAUGUCUCUUAAAGGUAAAGAUGUUGAAGGCUUCGAUCAAUUGCUAGAGUUUUUUGAAACUAGGGUGUCAAUAUUAGAAACCGUGAGUAAAAAUGCUCAAAAUAAACAACCUCUUAAAAACCUUGGCCCUUCGUCCCAAAAAAGCAAGGUGUUUGUAGUUCAAAAUAAAAAUAAUAAACCGAGGGUAUGUGUUUUGUGUAAAAACAACCACACAUUGUUUUGGUGCGUUGGAUUUCAUGACAUGAGUGCAUCUGAAAAAUUGAAAUUUGUAGAGCAAAAAGGACUUUGCAAAAAUUGCCUUAAUGCUCAUGUGGGGAUCUGUAAAUCAAAAUAUGUGUGCUCUGUUUGCAAAGACAAACAUAAUACCUUGUUGCAUGAUUCUUUAGAUGAAGUUUAUCAUACCGCAAUCGUUUCUGACUCAGAAGGUCGCAAUUUACGUAACCUUUCGGACUCCUCGCAAGGAAGUUCUACUGUUUCUGUAGGUCAGCAAAGAAAGGGCAACAAUCGCGUGGAAGUGACUUCGUUAAGUGAUUCAUGCUCUGAUAUAAAUCUCAUGACGGAAAAAUUAGCAGAUGUCUUGGGACUUAAGAAAUUGCUAGUCAAGAAUUUGUCUUUAAGUGGAAUUGGUGACCAUUCUGUACCAAUAAAGUACAAGGUCAUUUGCUGCAUUAGCAAUGCAGAUAGAACUUUUGAGAAACAGAUUGAGUGUUUUCUUGUUCCGCAAAUCGCGGCAAAAAUUCCGUCUAAGUCUUUUUCUAUAAACGAAUGUCAAAUUCCUAGUCACAUUGUGUUGGCUUGUCCAAAUUUCUUUAAGAGUACGGACAUAAAAUUGUUGUUAAAUAGUAGCUUGUUUUUUGAAAUUCUGCGACCGGAAAAACUGUAUUCUGAGGAUAAGAAAUUAAUAUUUCAGGACAGUGUUUUCGGGUACCUGUGUACUAACAGCACAUUACAGGAAACAGAUUUAAUUAACUGUUAUCUUACGGAAAAUUCUAAGUUAGAUACUACUUUGGAGAAUUUCUUUGAAAUGGAGUCUUUUCCCGGAGAUAAUAUUGAACCGACUAAAACGGAAGACGAAAAAUUUUGUGAGGAACAUUUUGUUAGAACUCACUCUAGAGAUAGUACAGGUAGAUAUAUCGUAAAAUAUCCAAUGAGAGAGAACGCGGAAUCGUUAUUAGGUUUUUCAAAACUUACUGCAGAAAAACGAUUGAAUAGUAUUUGGGCCAAAUUGAAUAAAAACAAUACUAUGGAAAUUUUGUACCGUGAUUUUUUGGCUGAAUAUUUAUCGUUGGGUCAUAUGGAAGAAGUGGAGGAUGUCGAAGCUGAUGAAAAACCGGGUAGGGUAUAUUAUAUCCCACAUCACCCAAUAUUUAAACCGGAAAAUAAAUCUACACCUCUGCGGGUAGUCUUUAAUGCUUCCGAAAAAACCUCAUCAGGAUAUUCUUUGAAUUCCAUUCUUCUAUUCGGGGGAACUAUUCAGCAAGAUUUGUUUUCGAUUGUGCUAAGAUUUCGUAAGCAUAAAAUUGCCUUUUGUGGGGAUAUUCGUAAAAUGUACCGUCAGAUACUAGUGCAUGAGUCGCAAAGAGAUUUGCAAAGAAUUCUCUGGAAAGAUAGCUGUCAGGCCCCUGUAAAAAUAUACAGGCUUACUACUGUAUCCUACGGUAUUUGCUCGGCCCCUUUUCUCGCGACCCGUGUGUUGCAGGCUUUAGCGGAUGAUGAAAAAUCGGAUUUUCCUAUCACUUCAGAUAUUUUGCGUAAUGACACAUACGUUGACGACAUCUUAACAGGUGCAGCGUCUGUAGAUGCCGCAAAACAGUCAUUAAUAUCAUUGCGUAAUCUUUUAAAGAGAGGAGGGUUCGAAUUACAUAAAAUUAUAUCAAACUCCACAAGUAUUAUGGCUGAUGAAGAAAAUGCUAAAUUAUAG